CCUCUCAAAAUUCUUAUUACUUUUUUCUUUGACGUUCUCUGUAAAAAUGGCUGAGAGCCCUUGGAGAAUUGACACUCCACUUGUAUGGUGACAAGCCAACCUCUAAGGUUUAGAACUAGUUCCAGAGUAAAUGGGCAGCCUACAGCCCAAAGCCAUGGGCUAUAAAGUCCUGGAGUUAGUCUGGAGAACACACUGAUCUGCAGAGACAAGCAGCAAUGAAGGCAUUUCAUCUUGCCCUAUUUCUCCUGCUUCUAAUAGCAAAUGCAGCUAGGAAGUUUGAAUUAUGUGAAUUGUAUUAUAAACUGAGGGCCUUUGGAAUGGAUGGUUUUCGUGGCGUCAAAGUAAACAAACUGGUCUGCUUAUCUCAGUUCCCAGCUGAAGGUAACACUCGGCACUAUGCUGUUGAUCGUCAUAAUGUUCCUUACUAUGGAAUAUUCCAAUUGAGUGGCCGUGAAUGGUGUGAUAAUGGAAGGCAAACUACACGGAACAAAUGCAACACUAGCUGUGACCGUUUCCUUGAUGAUAGUAUCAGGGAUGAUGUCCAGUGUCUUAGGAAAGCUCUCAGAGAGUAUAAAUUAAAUCAUUGGAGCAACUACAGGAAAAAUUGCAACCUUAACACCCUCUUGAUAUAUAAUUUAAAGUGUGCUUUUUUCUUCGAAAAUGAUAAGUGGUACAAAAAUACAAUACAGGAAGAACCCAGGAAACCCUUAAAAGUACACAUCCAUUUUCCUAGGCCUUAGCAAGUGAUUGUUUAUGUACUUCAAAAUUAUUCCAGAAGAUAAUAAAUGUAGAUUAAUAGUUUCAUUCCAGUUUACCUUUCUGGCUUUAUCAAACUGGAUAAUUCAUUAUAUAAACGACUAGUUUCUUAUUGCAACCAAAGUUGCAGCCUAGAUAGCUACUGGUAUCAUACACUUCCAUUGCUAGAUUCCUCCUAUACAAAGUACCUAUCUCUAUAUUUGCAUUUUUUCUUUUCUCUUUAUGCGAAUACAGUAGAGUCUCACUUAUCCAACAUUCUGGAUUAUCCAACACAUUUUUGUAGUCAAUGUUUUCCAUAUAUCGUGAUAUUUUGGUGCUAAAUUCGUAAAUACAGUAAUUACAACAUAACAUUACUGCAUAUUGAACUACUUUUUAUGUCAAAUUUGUUGUAUAACAUGAUGUUUUGGUGCUUAAUUUGUAAAAUCAUAACCUAAUUUGAUGUUUAAUAGGCUUCUCCUUAAUCUCUCCUUAUUAUCCAACAUAUUCGCUUAUCCAACAUUCUGCCGGCCCGUUUAUGUUGGAUAAGUGAGACUCUACUGUAUACGCAUAAGUGCAGAGGAAUGAAUUAAAAUAAAUAAAGCAAAUAACCUUUCCUGCCCUCCAUGCAGCCAAGGUGAGACCCCUCUCCCUUCACCCUUCUUUCCAUCUAAGGACCUAUAUUGAAGCACCACAUGAACUCAAUCUCUCAUAUUUUUAUUACUUUGUUUUAUUGAACUAAGUGAAUUAGAAGGUAGACCAGCAUGAACUCUAAUAAUCUCAUGAGCAGCCGUUCCAGAUACUCCUUUCCAUAGGAAAAACAUAAUCCGUUGGACAAAGAAUCUUUCUGCUUGCCAGUGGGAGGCCAUUUGCCUGCCACCCUGAACUUCUCCUUUGGGGAUCUUGGCUAUCUGCUGGACAAAAGCUCAGGAAGAAACUCUGAUGGCACUCUCAUCUCCAAUAGACAUUUCUGGGAGAUCCACUGCUCAUUGUCCUUGCACCCUGGACCCGAUAAUCCCACCAUUUAUCUUUUCGGACUCCCAUUGUCUUCAGCACCCAGGGGGGACACAAGUCCCUGGAGGUCUCUCUGCCCCAGAGACUACCUCCUUUGGCUCAUUAGAAGCCCCAGGGCUUCCUCGCCCAGCUGGGAGGGGAUCCCCAGCCGUGUCAUCGCUGCAUCCACCAGUCAGGGUGCACAUUGGCUAAGGCCUCCUGAGCAAUCAGAAGCUUGGGAAAUGCUGGCCGGCUUUUUGGUACUGGCCAAUCGGUGAUGGGAGGGAAUGUCAAACUGUAGCAAUGUUAAUGCUUGAAAACUCUUAUGUAUAAAGAUGGCUGCUUUUCCCUUGUGUUUUAUACUUGUACCCUUUGCGCACCCGCUACUGUACAAGUGUCCCUUCUGUGCAAAUUGAAUAAAACUUCUGUCAUUGGCUGUCAACCUGGUGAGAUUCCUGAUUCAUGACUUGAAACAUUUGUGGUUAGCAAAGCUCGCCAGGCAUCCCUUGGUAUCUACAGGUCCUUGAAAAACCUCAAAUUUCUGGCAUCACACUUCUAGAAAAAUGAACUCAAACUUGCUUAUAUUGUUCUGUCUCAUUGACCACAGAGAAUUCUUUUUCAGCAAUAACAACAACAACAACUUUUGUUUUAAACUUUGUAUAUUGUAUUUUAUGACUAUUUUAUGACUGUUUUAACUGUUUUAAUCAUUUUAGUUUAUUAUAUAUCAGUGUAACGGCAUCAAUUGCCACUUGUAAGCCGCCCUGAGUCCCCUCGGGUGAGAAGGGCAGGGUAUAAAUAAUUGAAAUAAAUAAAUAAAAUAAACAACAGCUGUUGCAUGUGUUGGGAGUUAACUGAAGUCGACUGAAUUGUACUUGGUGGUUGAUUGAUUUACUGCUGUAUUAACUCUUGUUUUAUUGUCUUACUGUGUUUUAUUAUUUUUUGUAUAUUGUUCAAUGUAUUUAUGCUGUUGUUUUUGUAAAUUGUUCUACUUGGGCCUGGCUCCAUGUGAGCCGCCCCGAGUCCCCGUGGGGAGAUGGU
Messenger RNA from Anolis carolinensis (green anole), 2763 nucleotides. Its product is annotated as lysozyme C-like. Bases 216 to 740 code for a protein of 174 amino acids. The transcript is spliced from 4 exons. NCBI's taxonomy places the organism in Eukaryota, Metazoa, Chordata, Lepidosauria, Squamata, Anolidae. The record is from RefSeq and is a predicted model, not a curated record. Gene Ontology annotation, molecular function: lysozyme activity.